Molecule: messenger RNA, 999 nt
Organism: Cololabis saira (Pacific saury)
Lineage: Eukaryota; Metazoa; Chordata; Actinopteri; Beloniformes; Belonidae
Exons: 7
Coding region: 299-889 (196 amino acids)
Source: RefSeq, a predicted model, not a curated record
UCAGCGCGCCUCUGUGGUGACUGAAGGCUGAUUUAUGGUCCGCGUCACACCAACGCAGAACUACGUUGCGCGUCGCUCCGUACCUUUCGCCGUAGGCUACGCCGUCGUUUUAACGCAGAACCAUAAUUCAGCCCUGACUGUCUCCAGCAUCAGCUGGCGGCUCUUAUGUCCCCUGGAUCUGCUCUCACGUUAGGACAACGCUGUUUCCAAGCGUAUUGAUGUUUAUCUGAAAGCUGCACGAGGAUCUACUUUGAAUUUAACCCAAAGCUUAGAAAAACGUUGUUAUUAUUGGAAGAGUAUGGAAAAAGAAAGAAAACCCUCCCAACAAUACGGAGCGCUGGAAAAGACGCAGGUGGACGGAGAGAGGGAGAAAGCAGCGGAGGAUGUGGUGUCGAUGGCCGACUCCACCGUUACCGUCAAGGACAUCGAGGGAGAGCUGUGCAGAAUUGAGCGGAUAAGAAACAUCCUCGUGCGGAGAGAAUCAGAGCUGAGAUAUAUCAGCCACGACCAGUGGUGCUGUUUUCAGCUCUGCAAAGAUAUCACAAGGCUGAAACAGGAGCUGCAGAAACUGGUCUCAGUUCCAGACAAAGACAAGACCAAAGAGGACAGAGAGAGGGAGGACGAGUUGCUGAGGCAGAUCAACAAGCUGGUGGAGACCAGAGACUUCCUUGUGGAUGAUGUGGAGUUUGAAAGGCUAAGAGAAAGAGAAGAAGACAAAGAGAUGGCAGCCUUAUUCCAGUCUAAAUAUCCCAAAGCCGUGGCUGAAAAAGGUGCUCUGGGAGGUCGAUCGGUGGCAUCCAAAUCCCAGCAGACGUCAGUGCCGUUUAUCUCAAAAACUGGGCUAACGCUGCUGAAAGAUUGCUGCGGUUUCACCUGCUCCAUCAUGUAGCUUAGAGUCCAGGGGACUGUGUCCGUGUGUGUGUGUGUGUGUGUGUGUGUGUGUGUGUGUGUGUGUGUGUGUGUGUGUGUGUGUGUGUGUGUGUGUGUGUGUGUGUGUGU